UUUGUCAAAAUAACAAUAUCACUUCAUCAGGCAGUGUUUACUGUCCAGGAUGCGUUUAGUGGAAUAUACAGUACUUUGGACAUGGCAAGUUUUCAGGACAAUGGGCAUUUUUCUAUCCCUGCUGGAGGGGCUGCAGAGUUGAACAAGUUGGGAGAACUUUUCUGGCCAAAGUUUGAGUCCUUUCUGCGUGCAUGGAUGGAGGUUGAGUGGAAUCGAGGUGGAAAACAUGAUGAAAGGUCAGAUUGCGACUGGGCACUUUUUCUCGCUUGGGUUAGUCGUUAGCUAAUUCAAUUGUUGUCGUGUAAACAGUUUCACCUCGUCAUACGUUCUCACAAGUACUGCCAGCCACUUAAACUUAAUGGAGUUGUGGUAGCCUAAUUUUCGGUGGGCAAACGACCACGGAAGAAAGAGUGGCGUCAACAUUAUCAAUGACAUAGAAGUGGAGGGCAAAGAAAAGGAAUCUGCACAAUGGCAGAAAAGGAGACUCAUAGGAAAGUAUACCGAAGCGUCUCUUUCAAAAAGCUGGAAAGCUGGGGUGCUAAUAAAAUUCGAUCUGGACCCGGAGAUCAACCCCACAUAUCAAAAGAUUUAGAGAGCGGUGCCCUUCCCCCUACAACUCUGGAGACAGCAGCCGAAAAAGCGCAGCCCUCGGCGACGCGUACUAGUGUUACUGUGUCAAGAAAAGUUUCCAAAAUCUCAGCAGCCAGCCUCUCGACCGCAGAGUUAAAGAAAGGCACUCCUCAUUCGAUUUCACCCUCCAUUCGCCAGCUCUCAGAAAAGUUCAGCGCGAAAAGAGGGCUGACGCACGGCUCUGCUUUUGUCAGCACUGGGACUGUGAAAAGUACAACUUUGCCAAGGACUAAAUGCAAGGAAGAUGACUGCGCGCAUAAUUUUUUAUUGGAGGAAAGAGGGUUUUUACCGACAUCUACCAAGGAUUUAGAAGAACAAUUGUCUGAGAAAUCACUCGAAGAAAAGUAUUCAACACAAGAAUCGGUCUCAGGAUCGGAUUCUGACAGAAGUCAGAGACGGCUAACUCGGAAAUCUGCGGAUGGCUCCGGCGCAGGUAAGCGAGAUUAUUCUCAAAUCACGCGUCACUCUGACAAUACUAAUCAUAAAAACAUAAAUGCAGAGGACGAUGUUUUUAUCACGGGAGCUCCAGUUUGUAAGUCUAAUAGAGGCUUUGUCUCGGCCCACGGAGAUCCAAAACACGUUGAUUCAUCAAUCUGGCCAAGUGUCACGAAAAUUAGGGAAAUAUUUGGAGAAAGAAAGCAGCACCGGUCGUCUUCAGACGCAGACGACUUAAAAUCUGCAGGCCACCAGCAUCAGCAUUCCUCUAACUCGAGAGAAACCAACUAUCAUUCUGACCGCAGUGAUAGACAGUCACCCUUGCAGCCAAGAGGAGCUUGGCAAGACACCAGCAGCUCUGACCAUGACAUUAGCCUGUCCUCCACAGAGCGGUACAGCGCUGGUCUGAGUAAAAAAGUGGAUAGAUAUAAAAUAGAAUCUGUCUCUGGCACUACAACACAUCCAUACGAGUCUGAGUUUACCAGCGGUCGCAGCUGUCUGAGAAGUGAAGAGUUGCCUGACGUUUGCAAAGUUCAGAGCCCCUGCAGAGGAGGUGAAAACUGGACAGAGAAACUGGACAGUGACCCCAGACCCUCUCCCCCAGCACCACCACCUCGCAGCAGUUCUGUGACUCGCCCUCUGAGGGCCCAACCCUUGGCCUGCACUCAGCAGCAGCUGAAGGAGCAGAGACAGGGGGCAGAUCAGCCACAACCACCGGAUAGUUUACAUUCCUCACAUAGCUCCUUCAGACCACAGACAGCCCCCUCCGUGGCACCGUCCAGCGCGCGGUGGAGACUCAGCUCUGGUGAGGAGGAGUACGACUCAGAGGGGCGCAGCAGCAGCACUGGAGGAGGCAGGAACACUCUCCCGUACGUGCGCAGCAGCGGAGGUAUUGGCACCUACUUCUCUCGCAGCAAGAAUGACUCCCGGGCCAAGCUCGUCGGCAGGUCAUCUGGGAGCGAGGAGGACAGCCCAGCAGCACUAGCCCACAGUCGAGACAACAUUCGACGACGCUCUCUGAGGAAAAAGAAGAAAAGCAGCUGCAGUCGAGACAAUGGCGAAUCAGACGACAGUGAUGACCAGCCAAUGAUGAUGGAUCACUUAGAACGCUAUCAGCAGUCGUUAGACCCCCAGCAAUCGGGCAGGAAGUUCGAUGGAUCAAGAACAAGGCCAAAUUUUGCAGCAUGGGAGCGAGGUGUCGCCUCACCAGGCUCCACCGUCCAGCAAGAGGGCUUCAGGCGGUUCUACAAAGGGGCAGCGGACGGAGCUGCUUCUCCAUCAGGAACUUCUCCCGUCUCGGUGGUGUCACGGGUGUCAAAGGUCAACAUCCCCUCCUUUCUCUCCAGCCCAGGCGGAUCAAGGAGCAGCAGCCGAUACUCUAGCACUGAGACUCUAAAGGAGGAGGACCAGCCCCCCAGUGCCUCCUCUUCUGUCAUGAGUAAAACAUACCGUGGGAAUUUCACCAUGUACAGGUCACCCAGCUUUGGUCACUGUGACAAUUUUUCUCGCGCCCCUGUUCGUGUCAUGCCAAGGGUUGUUCCCAGUUUAAGCCCAGGAGAUGCAGCUGCAGGAGCGCCCGACAAGAAAGCGCUGCAACACUCUCUUAGUGGUGAGAAGGACAGAAAUAGAAUGUCUAUGUCCAAUCCAGACAUUGCCUCCGAGACAUUGUCUCUGCUUAGCUACCUGAAAAAGACAGACUUGUCAGGGCUGAAAGUGGGGAAAAAGAGUCGAGCUGGACCAGGGGCAGGUGUAGAUGGAGUCAGCCCUGGAUUCCAGACAGCCUCAGGUGCCUCCAACGUAUACAGAAUGGGCUCCAGGUCACACGGGCCACACCCUGGGAGGCCAUCUUUAAAAGACCUCACUGCAACACUGAGGCGGGCCAAGUCUUUCACCUACUCAGACAAGACGGCAGGGCGGCACUUCUCACCCAGCAGCCCGGCCUCAAGAAGUUCCUCUGAGCAGCGCCUGGACUGCCAGGGGGAUGGAGAGAGGAUUGUGGUGUCUGACAGGGAGGUGGAAAGUGAUGACUGCACAGGAUAUAGAUAUGAAGAGACUAUGCCCAGCCCUCUCCAUGAUCGUUACGUCCGAGAAGCUCAGCAGGUCAUACAGGACAUUUGUCAGAUGGGUGCCGUUGAAGAUGAUGAUCAUUUUGGCUUUGGAGGUGACGAUUCCAAAAGUAAGGAAACGGUUAAUGUUGAGGGUGAGAAGAAAAAGGAGGAUGGAGUGGUGAAUGAGAGGCACCGUGAAGUUGCACAGAACAAGGCCAUUGAAAGUAGAGGGGAGGAGACCUGCAGUGAGAGUGAGAAGUGUCUACAGAAAGGACAUUCUGAAGAAAACGUCUACUAUGAUAAGUCUGUAGAUGAACUGUCUGGACAUGAGUCCAGUUUGACAGAUGAAGGAAUUGUUACAGAGUCAGAAGCUGCCCCCAGUGGUGCUCCAUCAUCAGGAAAAGACCUCUUGGGUCAGACACUGACUGUGUGGAAUCAGUCUGCACUGUAUAAGGAGGAUCUUCCUGAAAUGACAAAAGAGAAGGUUGCAUCUCCUCCACUGCCCAAUGUAAGAACUGAGUAUGAGGCUGUAGCUAUUGGCAGUGAGACCAGCUGCAUUAAAAAUAUGAACCAGAAUCAGAUGGAAGCGCCAUCAACCCCAAGUGCUAUUCGCAGACGAAGAAAGUUUUCCUCUGCAGGCAACAAUGGCUCAGAUUCUAGUAAUGGCAGCAAUGGAGAAUCCAAUGGGGAGGCGGCCUAUCGCUCCCUCAGCGACCCCAUGCCUCACCGCAGGCGUUCCGUGGUCGAGGAUGGCGGCAACAACUUCUCCGUCGACAGCAACCUGUUGGGGUCCCUCACCUCCAAAGUGGGGAGCGGCAGCCGCCAAGAGUCGUCUGCGGCAGACCUGUCUGAGUGCACGGGAAGUGCAGCCAGUGACCUCUCUGUCUGCAGCGACAGCCUGCGGGACUACAGCACCGUGAUGGAGAGUAUUGUACGCGAACCAGGAGCCAUGGACAAGGUCAUUGACGAGAAGGGCAACGGGAAAGCCGUGAAGAAGAAGAGUUUCAGCGAUCCCAGCAGGCGGGGAGAACCCACCACGCUGCUCGCGGAGAGUCAGACCCACUCGAGUGAACCCAUCUGUGAGCUCGAGCAGCCCAUACCUCCCUCCAGCAGUGAGCCGAUCCUGUCGGAGCAGAGGGACGAGCUGUGGGCACUGGAUGAUAAACAGCAGCGCCCGUCCCGCCAUGGCGGAAGGCACCGGUCCCAGUCAGAACGCGCCUUGCCCUCCCACCUUGACCGUAACGGGGAAGCCAAAACGGACUUCCCCUUUGACCCCAAGCUGGCCGAGGUGCUGUCGCCCCGCUUGAGUCGCCGCAGCUCCAGGAAGCGCAGCAACAGGACGGCCCAGCAGCAGCUCAGCGAGGACUCGGAGCAGCUGGAGGAGCAGCCAGAGGAGCAGGCCGAAGGCGAGGUGGACGACGAGCUCCCCGAGGAGAACCGCGACCCUGCCUCCUCCCUGCCCCAGUUGCCCCUCCCCAAAGCCAGGCCCAAGCAUGUGCGGCAUGCCAGCGAGCCUGCCACCUUCGUGCCCAUCAUCCCCUCAGCUGCCCUUCCCUCCCAGAGACAGCAGGCAGUUGGCAUCAGUGCCCCAGCUCCCUUACGGCCUCCGAAGCAGCCUGCAGGGGAUGAGGCACCGUCCCUGGAGGAUGUGACCAAGCAGUACAUCCUGAACUCAUCUGAGGGGGGCGCAGACGCUCUCCCCGCACCCCCAGUGGGGACUCCGUCAGGGGCAUCUCGGUCCACUCCAGCCACCCCGACCACCACAGAGCCGCAGAGGAAGACCAGCGAGGAGCUGAGCCCUGCACCCCUGAAGGCGAAACCCCGAGUGGACAUGAGAAGACAUGUGGUGAUGACCUUACUGGACACUGAGCAGUCGUAUGUGGAGUCUCUGAGGACACUAAUCCAGGGAUACAUGAGGCCGCUGAAGCAGCCGGAGAACUCUCCGCUGGUGGACCCCUCCCUGGUGGACGAGAUGUUCUUCCAGAUCCCCGAGAUCCUGGACCACCACGAGCAGUUCCUGGAUCAGGUGAUGAGCUGCGUCAACGACUGGCACGACAAGCAGACCGUGGGACAUCUCCUCAUCGCGUCGUUCUCCAAAGAGAUCCUGGCGAAUAUUUACUCUGCUUACAUUGACAACUUUCUGAAUGCCAAAGAUGCUGUGAGGAUCGCCAAGGAGGCCAAACCUGCAUUCCUGAAGUUUCUGGAGCAAAGCAUGCGUGAGAAUAAAGAGAAGCAGGCCCUCGGUGACCUGAUGAUCAAACCUGUCCAGCGCAUCCCUCGCUACGAGCUACUGGUCAAGGACUUGUUGAAGCACACGCCCGAGGACCACCCUGACCACCCGUUCCUGCUGGACGCCCAGAGGAACAUCAAGCGGCUGGCGGAGCGGAUCAACAAGGGCCGGCGCAGCGCGGAGGAGGUGGAGCGGGAGACGCGCGUCAUGCAGGAGAUCGAGGCGCACAUCGAGGGGGUGGAGCAUAUCAUGAACCCGCAGAGGAAGUUCCUGCGUCAGGAGAUGGUGAUGGAGGCGAAAACGGUGGGCGGGAAGAAGGACCGCUCGCUCUUCCUCUUCAGCGACCUGCUCAUCUGCACCACGCUCAAGAGGAAGUCUGGCUCUCUGCGUCGCAGCUCCAUGAGCCUAUAUACAGCGGCCAGCAUUAUCGACACCUCGAGUAAAUAUAAGUUCCUGUGGAAGCUGCCACUGGAGGAUGUGGAGAUGGUGAAAGGUUCUAACCAGGCCACCAACAGAGAGAACAUCCAGAAGACCAUUGGCCGUUUGGAUGAGGACUUAAGCACACUGGGUCAGAUCAGCAAACUAUCAGAGACGCUUAGCUUCCCCCAUCAGAAUCUGGACGACGUGAUUAAGGACCUGAUGGCCUCAGUGCACAGGGAGCUGGCCGAGAAACAGUCUCUGGCCUUCAGCAUGACAUUCCUGCCCACCAAAGUGGAGCUGACCACCGCCUCAGCCGAGAGCACUUUCAUCUUCGAGUUCAGCAGCCCCGAGGCACGCAGCAACUUUGAGCAGGCCUUCGAGGAGGCCAAGAAGAAGCUGGCCAUGAACAAAGACCAGUGGGACCCAGAGUUCCUCAAGGCCAUCCCCAUCAUGAAGACCCGCAGUGGGAUGCAGUUCUCCUGUGCGUCUCCAAGCCACAGCUGCCCUGAGAACACCUACGAGGUGUGGGUGUGCAACAGCGACGGCUACGUGGGACAGGUGUGUCUGCUCAACAUCCGCGACGAGCCCACGGUGGAGGCCUGCAUCGCCGUCUGCUCCGCCCGCAUCAUCUGCAUCGCAGCAGUGCCCGGUCUCAAGGGCAGGGAGCGUGUGGAGUGCCCUCCAGCAGCCCCAGCUCCAGAGUCCCAUGCUGCCCCGGCCGCCCCCUCCACCCAGCAGCAGCAGCUGCACAUCUCCAUCUCCGGCUCCUCCCUGGAGCUCAGCGAGCCUCCGGCCGGCGCCAACCAGGAGCUGGUGCCCUUCGACAGCGACGACACGGACGACGAGGACUCGCCCAGCCCCUCAUCCACCCUGCAGAGCCAGGCCAGCCACUCCACCAUCUCCUCCAGCUUUGGCAACGACGAGGGCGCAGGCUCCAAGGACAUGGCCACAGAGACCACCAGCUCGGAGGAGGAGCCCGAGUUCCCGGUGUCGAGCGCGUUCGGCCCGCCGCGCCUCAGCAGCGACAGCCCCAUGGACGGCCGCGCCAUGCGGCGCUCCAGCCGCGGCUCCUUCACCCGCGCCAGCCUGGAGGACCUGCUCAGCAUCGACCCCGAGGCCUACCAGAGCUCCGUCUGGCUGGGCACCGAGGACGGCUGCAUCCAUGUCUAUCAGUCUUCAGACAACAUUCGCAACCGCAAGAACAGUAUGAAGAUGCAGCACUCGGCGUCCAUUUUGUGCAUCCUGUAUCUUGACAACAAAGUCUUUGUUUCCCUGGCCAACGGUGAGGUGAUCGUCUAUCAGAGAGAAGCAGGAAGUUUCUGGGAUCCUCAGAGUUCCCAGACUCUGUGCUUAGGCACCCCCGGUGGCCCCGUGACCAAAAUGGUUCCUGUGGCGGGCAAGCUGUGGUGCGGCUGCCAGAACCGGGUCCUGAUCAUCAACACCAGCACGCUGGUCCAGGAGCACUCAUUCCAGGUGGGCCAGGACAGUAGCCGGUGUGUGACCAGCAUUGUGAGCUACGGCCAGGGCGUGUGGAUGGCCCUGCAGGGCAGUGCCCAGGUGCGCCUGUACCACGCGUCCACCUACGAGAGCCUCACCGAGGUGGAUGUGGCGCCCGCCGUCCACAAGAUGCUGGCAGGCUCUGACGCCAUCAUCCGUCAGCACAAGGCGGCGUGUCUGCGGAUCACGGCGCUGCUGGCCUGCAAGGACCUGCUGUGGAUCGGCACCAGUGCCGGCGUGGUGCUGACCCUGGCCAUCCCCCCGGUCCUGUCCAGCACCGGCCCCGGCACGCUGCGCGGCCCCCUCCAGCCCAUGGGCUCGGCGCACGGCCACACGGGACACGUCCGCUUCCUCACCUCCAUCGAGCUGCCCGAGGGCUUCGACGUCAAAUUCCCCCCACAGGCAGACACAGGUAACACGGCUCAGAAUUCGGACAGCGGUCUGCAGCGACGAGACUCGGCCCACCGGCGCGCCUCCGCCCUCCUGCCCGUCAAGUCCAACCUGCUGGUCAUCAGCGGCGGGGACGGCUACGAGGACUUCCGGCUGACCAACAGCAGUGAGACGGUGGGGAGGGACGACAGCACCAACCACUUGCUGCUCUGGAGGGUGUGAGCCGCCCCGCCCCACUCCCGAUGGAGCUCCGCCUCCUCCUCAGCGCCAGCCGCUGGACCGCACACUCCCGCCAACCCCACCCCGCCCCGCCCCAAAAACUCCUCCCACUUCCUGUUCCUCUAAAUGUCCUCUGCUCCUACAUCUGGUUCCUCUGUGCAUAGAUGUGUCAGAUAUUGGAGUGGGAAAAACAAAAAGGGUUGCUUCGAACCAGGUCUUCUUUUAUCGUUGUUGUUUUGUUUGGCAUCUCCCUCCGUUUUGGGUUGUUCCUCAAUGGUUUGGGCUGUUUUCGUUUUUUUUCCUGUCGUUUUGUUCCUCUUGGUGUACGAAGUUAAAUCUUGCUCUGCUCGUAACGUUCCACUCCCCAUUGGGCUCCAUGUUGUGUUGGACCUCUUCAGACUUUGACCUUGGGAGCAGGACGAGGACAUCACAACAAGCAUCACAAGAGAGAAAGAGAGGUGGACUGAGAGUAUGUAGGGAAUGUGUGAGGAUCAGAGAAAUUGAAGGAAGAAAGAAAGAAUGAAAGAACGAAAGGAUGAAAGGAAAAAAGGAUGAAAAGGACAGACAAGUCUGUCAGAAGAUGUGAUGAAGGGCCUCCUUGUGUGGACUACAGCACUCUUUCUCACAGCGGAGCAAAGACGCAAGUGGUUAACACUGAGUGCUUAGGCAGGCAUGCAUGGGGCAGACAGGAAGACGGUGCAAAGUGACAGAUGGAUGAUGGGUAAUUUUGUGGGUUGCUGUGGGUGGUUGGAGAGCCGGGGGAAAGGCAUGAUUCAAGCCAUGAAAGAACAUUCGGGCAUUGUGGAGAAGAGAGGAGUGGCUCUUACGCUCCGGGUGGGCCAGGGAAAAAAAAAAAGAAACAAUGACUGAAAGAAAUGGUCAUUUCACCUCAACUGUCAACAGAGUGGUCGAACUACUGGUCAUUUAAGACUGUGAUUUGAGUCUACAGACAUGAAGAUGCCUUUUUUAUUUUAUCUCAAAUUUAAUCUCAAAUGACAAAGAGGAGCGUGAUUUAAAAGUGAUAAAAGAGUUAACACGAAAGAAGUAACCUAUGUGCAAUAUAAGGUGAGGGUACCAGCUUAUGAUAUCACACAAACACACAUUCAUGUAUACAGUACACGUUCACUUUCUGUGAGGGCACAGCCAGUCUUGCCACAGUCACUUGCAGUCACAUCCAACUGUUUUCACAUAAUCACUUUACUUUAUUCAUUUAUCAUACUACUCCUGCAGAAGAAGAAAAUGAAAUAAAAUGAUUCCAUAGAAUGAAAGUAUAGUUUGAGACAAACCGAGAAAAAGAACAUUCCAUAUAGAUAUUGUGUCCGUAAUCUUCAUGUACAGUAUUUAUGUUUUUGAUUUUAGAUUAUCAUUUUACAGCACUUAAUUUAUAAAUGUGUUUUUUUCCUCGUUUUGUGCAUCUGAAGUACGCAAGCACACAAUGGUGACCCAAGUGAGUGGCAACAGUAUGUGUGUUUGUAUGUCAAGGCUCUGCUGACAUAGAUCAAUGGCUGAUUAUCUCUGAUGUGUAAAAAUAACAUCUGUGUGUGAGGAGAGACGGAUGGAGUCAUAUGGAGAAAGAGAGAGAGAGAGAGAAUCAAUUACUCAUUACAGUAGGUGUCAAGAGUGUUAAUGUUGGCCCUGAUAAAAUCAGUAGCUGUUACAUAUGUCCUGAUUGUGGGUUUAUUCUUACAAGAGUGCAUCUGAGGGUGUGUGUGUGUGUGUGUGAGAGAGAGAGAGAGACGGAGAGAGAGAGAGAGGACUUGACUUCUGAUAGACACAUUUAGCACAGAAACAGAUGGUGCAGCCCUCCAGCUUAACUUGUGCACGUGAAGGUUGGGCAGCAUUUAAGAGGUUAAGAGUUUAAGAUCCUGAUCACUUGGCCUCAACGACGCUCCUUUGAUGUCAGUCGCGUAAAGCCGAUUGGCCCUUGAGAGGUGCCGAGCAUAUGACUGCACUGGGCCUGGGCCUCAGACACUGCAGCACUAUACAAGAUGCUUCCUUUGUGGCUUAGACAUAAAGACUUGAGACUGUCUCUCUCUCUCUCUCUCUCUCUCUCUCUGUUGCUACACUGCAUGCACAUUCUCAUACACCUUUAGAGACCUAAUAUUAUCAAGACCAAUGUAUUUAAUCACCACACUCAGACUCCAUUUGAGAGCAGUUUGAUUUGCAGUGAUCGUGAGAUCGUAAUUUGUCAGUGGACGGUGUGUUCUGAAUACAGUGCUGGUGAUGUCUGCUCUCCAUUAGAGGUUCAUGUCAGUGAUGUUAGAGGACAUAAACGUCAACAAAAACAACAUGCAUCAAUGUUUACUUUACUGUCCCCUACAAUGAGGAAAGCCCAGACCUUGGCAUCUCACUGUUCACAAAGCCAAACCCCCUCGAUAUUAAUUCACUCUUUUAGACUUAAGAAAUCAAGAUUCUUAAAAUCUACAACUUGUUGGAUAGAUGUAGUGAUGACCCCAACUGGAUACAUUUAGUGAAUGUAGAAUUCCCCAAUAACACACUGAUAUCCUCUCAAAACUGCAUUAACUUGGCAAAAGGAAUUAAAACCAGAUCUGUUCCACAUAAUUCUGUUUCAAAUACACUCCUUGAUGUAAGUAGCCUUCUACCCUUUUGUGAACAAAGUCCUUAAUGUUUGUUGUAAAUAUUGGUAUAUAUUGCCUUCUUUCUGUAAAUAGUGCUCCCACGGUCCUCAAUUGUUGAUAUGAAGCUAAUGGCAUAUUUUUAUAUACUUGUUUAAGUUUUUUCUUUAUUAUUUUGUUUUGUUUUUCCCUUUGGCACAGCCUGUGUGCCAUCGCCUUUAAGUUAUGACUAUUACAGUAUUUUAAAAAAAGAAGUUGCAAGGCCGGUUAUGUUAAAAGUUGUCAUGGUUAUGUCACUACUCUACCUGUUAUGGUUCUAUUUUGUCACUGUGGGUUCUUUGUAAUUAAACAUUUCACUGGUGCCAGAUAA
Molecule: messenger RNA, 10815 nt
Organism: Sardina pilchardus (European sardine)
Lineage: Eukaryota; Metazoa; Chordata; Actinopteri; Clupeiformes; Clupeidae
Product: rho guanine nucleotide exchange factor 17-like
Exons: 21
Coding region: 469-7872 (2467 amino acids)
Biological process (GO): actin cytoskeleton organization
Molecular function (GO): protein binding; guanyl-nucleotide exchange factor activity
Source: RefSeq, a predicted model, not a curated record